Megalops cyprinoides (Indo-Pacific tarpon) is the source of this 4598-nucleotide messenger RNA. It is a transcript of the gene stx5a, whose product is annotated as syntaxin 5A. The record is from RefSeq and is a predicted model, not a curated record. Gene Ontology annotation, molecular function: SNARE binding; SNAP receptor activity. Gene Ontology annotation, biological process: endoplasmic reticulum to Golgi vesicle-mediated transport; intracellular protein transport; vesicle fusion. The coding region runs from base 594 to 1802 and encodes 402 amino acids. Lineage: Eukaryota; Metazoa; Chordata; Actinopteri; Elopiformes; Megalopidae. Gene Ontology annotation, cellular component: endomembrane system; SNARE complex; Golgi membrane. The transcript is spliced from 11 exons.
CUAACUAGCUGAUUUAACAGCAUCUUUAGCUAGUUCUAAAUUCAUUAUAAUUGAUUGAAGGUUGCUACUUUAUGCAUAUAUUGUUAUGCUUGUUAAUCGACUUAACAAAAAACUACGAUUUUCUAUUCUUUUCUAUUCUGUCAUCUAUAGACGUGCUUUAAAUACGUUUUCAAGCUUCAACGGGACGUAGACAAUUGUUGUUGAUGGCUCAUUCCACCAAUGUGAAGUUAGUAUCAGGUUGCGAAUAUGUGAUUGACGUGCAAUUCAUCUAAUCAGGUAAUAGAAGAAGGAAGCCGGUAAUUGCCGAUUGAUGGAGUAAGUAGCCAAUAAAAUAAGGAUACGAAGCCCAAUAUUGAAGAGUUUAUGUUGUCGUCCUAUAGGAAACAGAGGAUUAAAGUAAGGGCGAGACAAAAGGCAGUAUAGAAUAGGCGGCGUGCGUAGGUUGUUCAUUUCUAAGUUUUACGUACAGCAAGCGACCUAGCUAGUUAGCCGUUGUGGCGUUGUACUCUAGGGCCGAAUCACAAUUUGGACUGAAAGGUAGGGGCUUGCUGUAACACUGUGUUCUCCCCUGCAGGUGAUGUGUUGCAGUCUCCAUGAACACGCGCCGCCGCCACGGUCCUAGAAGCAGUCAGCAGGGGGUGUACCUUGGGCCCUCCCAGACCCAGUCGCAGCUGAUCCCUCUGCAAGACACCCCCCUUGCAGCAGUGCCCCCACCUCUCAUUUUCCCUCCACCAGUUGAUAUCAGUGACAUGUCGUGCCGAGACCGCACCCAGGAAUUCCUGUCAGCUUGCAAGUCCCUGCAGGGGAGUCAGAAUGGGAUCCAGACCAAUAUGCCAGCUCUCAAUGUUCUACGUCAACGCAGUGACUUCACACUUAUGGCAAAGAGAAUUGGAAAAGACUUGAGUAACACUUUCACCAAACUGGAAAAGCUCACAAUACUUGCCAAAAGGAAAUCCCUAUUUGAUGACAAAGCAGUGGAGAUUGAAGAGUUAACCUACAUUAUUAAGCAGGACAUUAACAGCCUGAAUAAGCAGAUUGCUCAGCUCCAGGAGCUGGUGCGGUCACGGAGUGGUCAAAACGGCAGACAUGAGCAGACACAUUCCAACACCAUCGUCGUCUCCCUGCAGUCCAAGCUGGCAUCAAUGUCAAACAAUUUCAAAUCGGUAUUAGAAGUGAGGACAGAGAACCUGAAGCAGCAGCGUACUCGAAGAGAGCAGUUCUCCCAGGCUCCCACCCACACCUCUCCUCUACACACAAACAACUUCAGUAAGACGCCCCCCACUCCUGCGAUUGCACUCCCUUUGUCCCUGUCCCCUGUCAUUGUCAGCUCCUGUCUGCCUCCCAGCUCACAAAGGCUGAGCUUACAUGGUGAUGCUGGGUAUAGGGGAUCAUGGGUAAUGUGUUUCUCCAAUCCCUCAGAGAGCUCUGUGCUGAUGCAGGAUGAGUCGAGGAGGUCAGCCGACAUCUCCAUAGACAUGGACUCCCGCACCAGUCAGCAGCUGCAGCUGGUAGACGAACAGGACUCCUACAUCCAGAGCCGCGCAGACACCAUGCAGAACAUUGAGUCAACCAUUGUGGAGCUGGGCUCCAUAUUCCAACAGUUGGCUCACAUGGUGAAGGAGCAGGAGGAGACUGUGCAGAGGAUCGAUGCUAACGUGGAGGACACACAGCUGAAUGUGGAGGCUGCACAUGCAGAGAUCCUCAAGUACUUCCAGGCUGUCUCCUCGCACCGUUGGCUGCUGGUGAAGAUAUUCCUCAUCCUCAUAGUCUUCUUCAUUGUCUUUGUUGUUUUCCUUGCCUGAGCACGGACUGGAGACUGAGGAAGAGGAGGGGCAGAGGUUGGUCUUGUAGGAGAGAUGGAGAGACAGCCAGACGAGCAGACAGGCCUAGGGGUGUGGUUGAUGAGUGGAGUAGGAGUAAACCCCUUAGAGUGGGUGUUUGUGUGUGUGUGUGUGUGUCUAUGCGUGUAUGCGUGCAUGUGUGUGCGUAUGAGUGCGUUUGUGUGUGUGUUAAAGGCAAAGGUUGCAUUUAUUUAUUUAUAUGCAACUAUUUUGGGGACACAAGUUGCACAGCCUGAGUCUGGUUGUUGUUACCACUUUACAAGCCCUUGUAUGCCAUUAAUGGCAUGCUGAAAAAGAAGUGAAAUUCUCAUAUUUAAAGUCAUUUGAUACAGUGUAGUACUUUUUCUUAGACACAUACAUUGUUACUGAAGAUUGGAGCGACAGCAGUGAUCACAGCUGUCAAACAUCUGUAUUUAGAGGUUACAAAAUGUCAAAACUGCCAGUUCAGUUUUUUCCCUGCUGUUCUUCAAGGUUGUCUCUCUACUGAGGGGCGUGUUUUAAGGAGAGCUGCAGAGAGGCCUCAUUGAAACCUCUGAAAGGAAGUCCUAUUUUGAUGUUUAGUUUGGCCUUGUCCCAGAUUUAUACUCAUCUUCAGUAUGCAGUGCAAAGCUCUGUUUAAAAUAUUCAGCAUGACACUGUGACAGGGACCACAUUUUAUGCUGGCUUUGGAUAAAAAAGCUUUUCUGCGAAGUGAAUAUGUUUUUCUGAAACCAAGGUCUGGUUAGAGAGUGGAACACAGGGUGUGAAAAUGUCAUCUUUUGACCAGUUCUUUUUAAAAGUCAUCAGCAGAGCAGUUUGCCAAGCCUUGCAGUCUCCCAGUCCUUCCCAGUUCUUCCUGACCAGAUAUGUCACAAGUGAUUACAGUCAAUAUGAACUUUGUGGCAUGGGUGAUGGAGGUAAUCCCUGCCUGAUCCCUUUUUAAUUUGUUUUUUACCUUAAUUGAUUAGCCCCUCCACCCCCUCCUGAGAGGGACAGUGGAAGCUGGUGCAGAUCAGAGUAGUCAUGUGAGCUCACAAUGACUACUGGCUUAUCUUGUGCACCUCCAUCAAUAGCAUUAUCUGUCCACGAUGACACAAACUCAGCAGUGUCUUUUUAAGGACUUUCCAGCUUAUUCCCAUCCUCCAUCUGACUUGAGUGAAAGGAAGGUCUGUUUGAGGGCAUCAUUUGGUCUUGAGGUAAAAAUGCAAAAAAUGUUUUACUUUUCCGACAGCUGAUCUGAGAAUAUCAUUUUUUAACUGAGUUCUUAAACAGGUCGGUUUUAUUAGAAAAAAGAAUGGAGAAACAACCCAGGUGUGAUUGAAUCUGUUGACAAGAUGGUUAAUACAGAUGAUUUUUUAUUUAAUCAUUUUUUGUAUUAAGAAACAUCCCUGCUUUGUCAAAGAAAGUGAGACUGUGGAGAGAGUGGAAGAGGAGGAGAGAGCGAGAAAAGGUGAUUCUGGCAUUGGCACCUGACUUUGCCCUUAAUGAGAAGCUACCUGAAUAAGAUGCUUUGUGUGUACAAGUACUUUCUCCAUUCUGUGAACAGACACAUGUGCAAGUGUUCGCAUUUUGUGACACUCGAUUUUAGGGUUUUGAGAGUUCCCCGCUUCAACUCUGCUGCCUUGGGUCUUCACCCUGAAUCCUCUGGGGCCAGUGGUGUGCAUUCCAGUAGAUUGGUGGUACACCUGCCAAUCAGCAGCUGAUUUUCCUGAACCGGUUAAAGUGAUCUGACACCCUAUGCAGGGCACUCAAAUAAUUUUGAAUGGAAUGGGGAUCAAUGUUUGCUGGUGGUUCUUCUGCCUGAGUGACAGCAGAGUUUCUUUUUAGUUAUUUAUUUUACCCAUCAUACCAGAUAAUGACCUAUGACCUCACUCCUGCUCAAGUGCAAUAAAAGCCGAUUCUUCCUUUUUCACAGCUUGAAGCUUUUCUAAUCUUCUCUGUUCUUCCUCUGUAACAGUUGCGUCAUAACUGCUUAUAGUAACUCCUGUCAGAAAUAAGUGUGUGGCCUCUAUGACACAUGCCCAGUGUUACUAAUAGUUUUGGGCAAUUAUUGUAAAAGAAGUAAAAUUCUUGUGUCCCAGUCCCACUCUUAAGUAUUUCUCCUCUCGACAUCACACAUGCAAGGUAGUGUUUGACUGAAGAUUGAAUUUGAAUUUUUUGUGCCCCAUGACUUGGACUGCCAAAUUCACCAUAAGAGAAAUGUAAAUAUAUAAAAAUAUUCCCAUCAAGUGGAAGGACUGAAUGUUAGGCUUAUUGGUCAGGUGAUCUAAAAGGGUGGGCGUACUUGAUGUCUGGAUAACAGUGAAAGAAAAUUCUUUUUCCUCAAUGAGGUGUGGGGGGGUGGGGUUCAGUGCCAAAUAGGAUGCUUUGGGGGGGGGUGUCUAUGUGGCCCCAUGUCCUCGUUUUUGGUCACUGCAUGUUUUUUUGCAAACUCCUACGAUUCCCCACAUGCCUUGAAAAAUUGUUUCAAGUCGCCUGCUUUAUGAGCGGAAGGUGGGAGUGGAGCUUAGAGACUCUGUCCUCUGUCUCCUCUAGCCAUGCUGUCAGUCCCGCCCUGCCAGCUGUCACUCACACUUUGGCUUAGUCCCUCUCUGCCACUCUUUCCACCAUUGUCUCUACCUCUCCCUCUUUGAAGAACUAAUGUGAAGAAGAGAAUGGCGUAAACCUUACAGGAUGGUGUGUCUGUUGACACUUUAUCAUAAACUCCUUUUUCUGUCUUUCUAGCCCAAUGCUUCUAUUGUAUAAAUUGCAAAUGUUUUGAGAAGUGAAUAUUAAAAA